UUUUUUUUACCAUUGCUGUAAGAAACUCUCCAAUCAGAAUCUUCUACCAUCGAAUCUCUGAUGAAUAAAUUAAUCCAUUCAUCAUCAAUCAAUCAAUUUCAGAUUCAAACAAACAAAAGCCUUCUCGUGUUGUUUUCUAGCCAGAAACAGGAACGUGAAUUGGCACUCACACACGCCACCAAAUUCAGUGCUUUGAUUGCUCGCUCACAUGCUCUCUGUCUCUCUCUGUCCAGCCCCUUUCUCUCUCUCUACACCUCCAACAACAAACAACAAUGGUGGUUCCACAAGAAUCUGCUCAAUUUGAUUUCUCACCAUUGUUUCCGCUCGCCAUUAUUGAUUCAAUUCGAUUCGAUUUGAUUCCUGUUCAGGUUUUUAGAGAAAAUUAAUUUAUGUUUUAGCUCAAUUUAGGUCCUCUUUCGAAUUUUUGGAUAAGAUGGGUGUAGUGGUAAUGGUGGGAGUUCUUAAUUUGGUGCUCGGAUUAUGCGCAUUUGCUUCGACAUUAGUCGCUCGAGGAUCUGCUGUUACUCUCGUCGGAGAAGGAAAUUCCGGCAAUGCGCCGAUUACGAAUGUAUUUUCCGGUGUAACACCUUCUCCAGUUCCUCAACCAAACGGAAUUCGCGCGGCGCCUCCUUUCGCCUUCGAUCCGACUCCCCCAACAACUAAAGGCUUCCCGCCUUCCAUUUCGCCGCGCCCCUCAGCGUCGUCUCCUCCGAAUUCAAUAAUUUUGUCGCCUCCUCGUAACGCUCCGAUUACAGUCGAAGCUCCCGUUGUGCCACCUUCCGUCGAUUCGCCGCCACCGAAUGAGCCACCGGACGAGCAAGCUAAUCCGCCGGUACUGAAACCCGCACCACGUGCAGGCAAUGCUCCCGUCUCUCCUAUCAUUCCAGCUCCUCCUCCGUCUGGAUCGAUUUUUCCGGGAACAUCGUCUGCUCCUCCUCCCCCAAAUGUGCCAAUACAUCCAUCGCCGCCACCGGGGAACUCUGCAGUGCCUAUCGAGCCAGUUCCCGUCGAACCUCCUCCGGCGAUAAACCCCCCUCGGAUGAUAGCGCCGCCUCCUAUGUCGCCUGUCACCGCACCAACGAAGCGAAGCUCCCAUCGUCACCCGGCACCCCUACACCAUUCCUCGAUUGAAGCUGCAGCUCCCAAAUCAAUCGGGAAGUCCGACGUCGCACCCCCUCCUCGACUGUUUUCCAAGUCUGGCUCGGGUUUCGAUUCUCCGAAACGUCACCAUGCAAAGGUUUAUAUGAUCUCUCCCCCGCCGAUUUUUUAUGCGACGCCUCCGACUUCAGGUUUCCUGUCCGCCGAGCCGCCGACUCCAUCUUCAGGCGAUCGACAUUAUUCUCCUGUUCCCUCCGACUCUGAAGUAUCGCCGAGAAGUCCCAAAACUAGACGUUCGCCGCCACUUCGAGCACUUCCGCCUCCGCCGCCUCAUGCAGACUGCGCUUCCUUGACGUGCCAAGAGCCGUUGACCUACGGACCGUCAGAGUCGUCUUGUGUUUGUGUGCUGCCAAUACAAGUCGGGAUUCGAGUCUCCGUCGCUCUCUAUACGUUCUUUCCGUUAGUUUCCGAGCUAGCGAAUGAAAUCUCGGCUGGAGUUUUCCUGAAACAAAGCCAAGUUCGAAUCAUCGGAGCGAAUGCAGCUGAGGAUGAUCCCGACAAGACGAUCGUCCAUGUCGAUUUGUUGCCACUUCGAAGGAAAUUUGACGACGCUACGGCAAAUUCGACGUUCGAAAGAUUUUGGAACAAACGAGUGGCUAUAAACGCUUCCUUCUUCGGCGAUUACGACGUGCUGUAUGUUCGAUACCCAGGUCUCCCUCCGUCUCCGCCGUUGCCACCAUCGGCUGUUAACGAUAUUCCGAGCAAAAUCUAUCCGAGCCGGGACAAUAAGACACGGACGAUCCAACCGUUGGGAGUCGAUAUAAGCCGGACGCAGCGCAAACACGGGCUUAGUCGAAGUACAAUUGUCGCGGUAAUCGUUUCUUGUCUUGUAGCUGUAAGUUUGUUGUGUGUGGCUUUAUGGUUUUCGAUCUACCGUCAUCGACACCGUCUCUUUCUCCGGCCGGAUCCGACUCCACCGAGCACAAUGCGUUCACUUACGAAGUCGUCGGGCGUGCCGAUAUCGAUGGUCGGAAGCGCCCCGACGUCUCCUUCGUUCUCGUUGAAUUCGAGCAUUGCCGUCUGUAACGGCUCCGCGAGGAAGUUCAGCUCGAGCGACGUGGAGAGAGCAACCGAUUCCUUCAACGAGGCGAGAGUGAUUGGCGAGGGCGGGUUUGGACGCGUUUACGGUGGAACGCUCGACGACGGGACGAGAGUCGCGAUCAAGAUACUCAAGAGAUCCGACCAACAGAGCGGUCGGGAAUUCUUGUCGGAAGUCGAGAUGCUCAGCCGACUACAUCAUCGGAAUCUCGUGAAGCUCAUCGGAAUAUGCGUUGAGGAUCGCGCUCGUUGCUUGGUUUACGAACUCAUCCCGAACGGCAGCGUCGAAUCUCAUCUACACGGAAUCGAUAAAGAAAGAUCGCCGCUCGACUGGAGUGCCCGGAUAAAGAUCGCGCUCGGAGCCGCUCGGGCUCUCGCCUAUCUACACGAAGACUCGUCCCCUCGGGUAAUCCAUCGGGACUUCAAAGCGAGCAACAUUUUAUUGGAAGACGAUUUUACCCCGAAAGUAUCGGAUUUCGGAUUGGCUCGAACCGCAUGGACCGAGGAGAAUCGACACGUUUCGACCCGCGUCAUGGGAACUUUCGGGUAUUUGGCGCCCGAGUACGCAAUGACGGGACACCUUCUCAUAAAGAGCGACGUGUAUAGCUACGGCGUAGUUCUCUUGGAGCUCUUAACUGGGCGGAAGCCGGUCGACAUGUCGCAGCCGGCAGGUCGGGAAAAUUUGGUCGCAUGGGCACGGCCGCUAUUGACGAACCGAGAGCAUUUAGAGGCAAUUGUCGAUCCGUACUUGGGUCGAGACUUGCCGUUCGAUAGUAUCGCGAAAGUCGCCGCGAUUGCGUCGAUGUGUGUCCAGCCGGAGGUGUCGCACCGGCCGUUCAUGGGCGAGGUCGUGCAGGCGUUGCGACUCGUAUGCGACGACGACGACGAUGACGGCGAAGAUCGGGACCGAAGGUCGAGCUACGACGAUUUCUCGAAGAUUCUCGACGACAACGACGACGACGAGCAAUCGCGAUCGGACCGGAGGUUGGUCGAAGCCUUGCUGAUGAGCCCGUCGUCGUUCGAUGGGUACGACUGCCGGUUCGAUGCCGAGAGCGAAGUGUCGCUAUCUGAGCUGCUGAGCUCAUCGGCGCCGCCGCUGCAACCUGGCGGAGCUGCCGGCGGUGGUUCGGCGUCGGGUUCGUUUCGGAGGUACUGUUCGAGCUCGGGGCCGAUCGAAACAAGUAAAGCGAAGAAAGUAUGGAAGACGGUGCGGCGGGUGACGCGCAGCGGCAGCGUUAGCGAGCAUGGCGGCGCCGCCGCCGCCGCCGCAGUGCUACGCCGCCUUUGGCCGGGAUCUCAUUGACGUUGUAGUUCAUGGAGAGAAGUGUGUAUUAGUUUUCUGAAACGACGUCGUGUAGGCGUUUGCGGUGUCCUAUAUGUAUUAUUGGAGUUCUGUACAAUUGUAGAAUGUAAAAUUUUAAUAAAUGGUAAAAAAAGAAUGGUUUUAUAAAUGACUAAGGGUUGUCUUGUGUGUUUGUCUC
Andrographis paniculata is the source of this 3677-nucleotide messenger RNA. RefSeq names its product receptor-like serine/threonine-protein kinase ALE2. NCBI's taxonomy places the organism in Eukaryota, Viridiplantae, Streptophyta, Magnoliopsida, Lamiales, Acanthaceae. Gene Ontology annotation, molecular function: ATP binding; protein kinase activity. Gene Ontology annotation, biological process: protein phosphorylation. The transcript has 14 exons. The record is from RefSeq and is a predicted model, not a curated record. The coding region runs from base 434 to 3499 and encodes 1021 amino acids.